AUGGCCACCAUGCCCCUGCACGUCCAAUUCACCGUCUCCCACUUCGCAAUGUCCACCACCGACCUCGGCCCGAACGAAUCUUUCGCCCAAAAGAUGCUCCGCACCACCAUGGACGUCGACUGUCCGCCCUGGCUGGACUGGUUCCACGGCGGAUUGCAGUUCCAGGCCAUCCACCAUCUGUACCCCCGCGUGCCGCGGCAUAAUCUGCGCCGCACACAGGCCUUGGUGAUGGAGUUCUGUCACGAUGUGGGUAUCCCGUACGCGCUGUAUGGGUUUGUGGGCGGGAAUCGCAAGGUCCUGGGCAGCUUGGCGGAGGUGGCCAGGCAGGCGGCGAUUCUGGAGAAGUGUCGCAGGACGGUUGCUGAGAGGGGGGAUUUGGUUUGGGGAGGUAGAGGUUGUUAA
This is a messenger RNA of Aspergillus nomiae NRRL 13137, 402 nucleotides long. RefSeq names its product fatty acid desaturase. The record is from RefSeq and is a predicted model, not a curated record. Gene Ontology annotation, cellular component: membrane. Lineage: Eukaryota; Fungi; Ascomycota; Eurotiomycetes; Eurotiales; Aspergillaceae. Gene Ontology annotation, molecular function: oxidoreductase activity, acting on paired donors, with oxidation of a pair of donors resulting in the reduction of molecular oxygen to two molecules of water. The coding region runs from base 1 to 402 and encodes 133 amino acids. The transcript has a single exon. Gene Ontology annotation, biological process: lipid metabolic process.